Molecule: messenger RNA, 747 nt
Organism: Durusdinium trenchii
Lineage: Eukaryota; Dinophyceae; Suessiales; Symbiodiniaceae
Source: the annotation of a GenBank genome assembly
AUGUUGUCUAUGUGGAAGCAAACUUACAAACAUGCUGGCAGAUUGGCUCAGUUUUUUUUUGGGGGGCGCUCUCUGUGGCUAGCUAUGCGGAACCUUCGCUCGUUGUCGAUGAGCAAGCUGCAAGUGGCGGCACUGCUGGGUAUGGGAGCACCACCGAUAUUGAUUCACCUUCUAGACUUUGUGGAUCAAAACCUGGACAAGGAAUGCGGUCUCCAUUUCAGGGAUCUCCAGUGUGCAGAGUUCUUUGGUGGCUGUGAAUCUAUUGUUCGAGGUUUUAGAGAGUUGGGCUCCUCCGCGCCGUGGAUGCCAUAUCUCAACCAGAAGAUCACCAAAGCAAUGAGGCUUCAAAUCCGUCAGCGGGCGGAGGUGCAAAGGAAACAGAUGGUCAAGACCACAGUUUCCAAAUCUUCCAACAAGAAGUCUGUGUCUGGUGGAGCUGAUAUGGGUGCAUCAGCUGCUUAUCCCCGGGACUUUGGCCGGCAUGUGGCAUCCAGCCAUGUAUCUAUCAUAAAUGAUCCGAGCACCACUCUUCCAGACCUUCAGGCAUUGGUCAAUGGAGGAUUUAGAGAGCCGCCUCUGGGCCUGUGGGACCGUGCUGACCUUCGACCUGUAGUUGCUUUCCUAGAGCAUGUGAUCAGUCAGGGCAAGCUCCGGCGUGAUCCUUUGGUGCCGGUGCAAAUUGCACCAAGCAGGGAAGUUUUUGAAAGGGUCCGGGCAAGAUGGAGGGGUGAGUGGCAUAAACACUAG